AUGGUUUUUUUUGUGAUAUUGCUCUUCGCAGCUCUUGCAGCGGCUGCGUCGAUCAAUUGCGAGCCUGACGCUGUCAUCGGCUCUGGCUGGAAUGCUCAAUUUUACAGAUAUGACUAUAUGAGUUACGCUGGAUGGGACGAUCCAACGUUUUUCCUGAGCGGUUACAAAGUCAAUGGAACGCUUGGUAGCGUGACUGGAGUUAGCAAGGGUAACUUUGGCGGCAAUCUCGAUGUCGGAAUUCGCACCGGCUCCAUUUACGGUUACCCUAUUACCACCUCUAACUACACGGUAGUGUUGACUGGUUUUUUCCAGGCUCCAACUACUGGUACUUACAAAUUGAUCCUUAAUUCUGACAAUGGUGCUUCGGUGCAGUUUGGUGCUGGCCAGUCGUGCUGUAACGAUCCUGGAGGAAGUGUGGGGGGAAACUUCAAUCUCAAUGUGCGUGGUCCCAGAGGUGGAGGAGGAGAUCUUGUACUCAACUUAGCCACCGCCUCCUUCGAUUUGGUGGCCGGUAGAUACUACCCUGUCAAGAUUGUCACCUACAAUUGGUACAGUAAUUAUGGUCUCAACUUUUCGUACUACGAUCCCGCAGGAGCUUGGGUGCCAGAGAUGGGAGCUCACAUUAAGCAGUUGAAAUUCAACAACGCUGUAUGCUACACCACUGUGACCCUGACAUGGGGCCAGUCUGUCACCUCACUCACCACUGCUACUGGUGUUUCCACUAAUACUGUGAUUGUUCAAGUGCCAACACCAACUGUUACCGUGACUUCCAAUUGGGGUCAAUCUUACACAAGCUCCACCACAGUUACUGCGACCAAGGGUGGGACCAACACCCUCGUCGUAGAGGUUCCCUACUCUACUGCCACCACGAUAGGUCCAACAUCUGGAACACAGACAGUGACUAGUGGAAGUACUACCUAUGUCAGAGUCACUAGCGUGCCAUCCACAUCAACCACGCUUGGACCUACUGCAGGAACUGAGACCGUGACAACUGGAAGUACUACUUAUGUUAGAGUCACCAGCGUGCCAUCCACAUCAACCACGCUUGGACCUACUGCAGGAACUGAGACCGUGACGACUGGAAGUACUACUUAUGUCAGAGUCACCAGUGUUCCAUCUACGUCCACAACCAUUGGACCACACUCUGGUACUGAGACUGUGACUGAAAGUGGAACCACGUAUGUUGUCGUUACUGAUGUUCUUUCUACAUCAACUACUGUUGGACCACAAUCUGGUACUACUACUGUGACCGAGAGCGGAACUACCUAUGUUGUCGUUACUGAUGUUCUUUCUACAUCUACUACUGUUGGACCACAAUCUGGUACUACAACUGUGACCGAGAGCGGAACUACCUACGUUGUCGUUACUGAUGUUCUUUCUACAUCAACUACUGUUGGACCACAAUCUGGUACUACUACUGUGACCGAGAGCGGAACUACCUAUGUUGUCGUUACUGAUGUUCUUUCUACAUCUACUACUGUUGGACCACAAUCUGGCACUACUACUGUGACCGAGAGCGGAACUACCUACGUUGUCGUUACUGAUGUUCUUUCUACAUCAACUACUGUUGGACCACAAUCUGGCACUACUACUGUGACCGAGAGCGGAACUACCUACGUUGUCGUUACUGAUGUUCUUUCUACAUCAACCACUGUUGGACCACAAUCUGGUACUACAACUGUGACCGAGAGCGGAACUACCUACGUUGUCGUUACUGAUGUUCUUUCUACAUCAACCACUGUUGGACCACAAUCUGGUACUACUACUGUGACCGAGAGUGGAACCACAUAUGUUGUCGUUACUGAUGUUCUUUCUACAUCAACCACUGUUGGACCACAAUCUGGCACUACUACUGUGACCGAGAGUGGAACCACAUAUGUUGUCGUUACUGAUGUUCUUUCUACAUCAACCACUGUUGGACCACAAUCUGGUACUACUACUGUGACCGAGAGCGGAACUACCUAUGUUGUCGUUACUGAUGUUCUUUCUACAUCAACCACUGUUGGACCACAAUCUGGUACUACUACUGUGACCGAGAGUGGAACCACAUAUGUUGUCGUUACUGAUGUUCUUUCUACAUCAACCACUGUUGGACCACAAUCUGGCACUACUACUGUGACCGAGAGCGGAACUACCUAUGUUGUCGUUACUGAUGUUCUUUCUACAUCUACUACUGUUGGACCACAAUCUGGUACUACUACUGUGACCGAGAGCGGAACUACCUAUGUUGUCGUUACUGAUGUUCUUUCUACAUCAACCACUGUUGGACCACAAUCUGGUACUACUACUGUGACCGAGAGUGGAACCACAUAUGUUGUUGUUACUGAUGUUCUUUCUACAUCAACCACUGUUGGACCACAAUCUGGUACUACUACUGUGACCGAGAGCGGAACUACCUAUGUUGUCGUUACUGAUGUUCUUUCUACAUCUACUACUGUUGGACCACAAUCUGGUACUACUACUGUGACCGAGAGUGGAACCACAUAUGUUGUCGUUACUGAUGUUCUUUCUACAUCAACCACUGUUGGACCACAAUCUGGCACUACUACUGUGACCGAGAGCGGAACUACCUAUGUUGUCGUUACUGAUGUUCUUUCUACAUCAACCACUGUUGGACCACAAUCUGGCACUACUACUGUGACCGAGAGCGGAACUACCUACGUUGUCGUUACUGAUGUUCUUUCUACAUCAACUACUGUUGGACCACAAUCUGGCACUACUACUGUGACCGAGAGCGGAACUACCUACGUUGUCGUUACUGAUGUUCUUUCUACAUCAACCACUGUUGGACCACAAUCUGGUACUACAACUGUGACCGAGAGCGGAACCACAUAUGUUGUCGUUACUGAUGUUCUUUCUACAUCUACUACUGUUGGACCAGUUGAAGGUACUACUACGACAACUGCAAGUGACACUACGUACGUGAUUGUCACUGAGACUACACUGCUGUCUGUUGUUCUUUCGACUUCCACUACGACUGGACCAGUUGAAGGUACUACUACGACAACUGCAAGUGACACUACGUACGUGAUUGUCACUGAGACUCCACUGCUGUCUGUUGUUCUUUCGACUUCCACUACGACUGGACCAGUUGAAGGUACUACUACGACAACUGCAAGUGACACUACGUACGUGAUUGUCACUGAGACUCCACUGCUGUCUGUUGUUCUUUCGACUUCCACUACGACUGGACCAGUUGAAGGUACUACUACGACAACUGCAAGUGACACUACGUACGUGAUUGUCACUGAGACUCCACUGCUGUCUGUUGUUCUUUCGACUUCCACUACGACUGGACCAGUUGAAGGUACUACUACGACAACUGCAAGUGACACUACUUACGUGAUUGUUACCGAGACGCUUUCCUCUCUGAGUCAGCUUCUGUUCACAAAUUCUUGGGGAUGGAACACGUCGUACGUACCACCAAAUUCAGAGUCGAGCAAAUCCUUGACGAUGCACAGUUCGGAUAUCUUAACUGAUUCAUCAAUUACUGAAACUGGAAGCAGUGCAACUAGCCUUGAUAGCGAUUCAACUCUGUCAGCAACUCCUAAAGAACUGACUAAUGUGGUUUCGGACACUAGCAGUAAAACCGGGACUCUCUGUCCGGAAUGUACUCAUGUUUCAUCGUCUGAGACUGGGACUUCAGAGAUUUCUUCUAACACCGGAACGUCCAACACUGGAGCAUCUGAGACAGGAGCUUCUGAGACAGGAACUUCGAAGUCCGCUUCCAACUCAGGAGCAUCUAGCCCCGGAACUUCCAACACUGGAGCAUCUGAGACAGGAGCUUCUGAGACAGGACCUUCGAAGUCCGCUUCCAACUCAGGAGCAUCUAGCCCCGGAGCUUCCAACACUGGAGCAUCUGAGACAGGAGCUUCUGAGACAGGAACUUCGAAGUCCGCUUCCAACUCAGGAGCAUCUAGCCCCGGAACUUCCAACACUGGAGCAUCUGAGACAGGAGCUUCUGAGACAGGACCUUCGAAGUCCGCUUCCAACUCAGGAGCAUCUAGCCCCGGAGCUUCCAACACUGGAGCAUCUGAGACAGGAGCUUCUGAGACAGGAACUUCGAAGUCCGCUUCCAACUCAGGAGCAUCUAGCCCCGGAACUUCCAACACUGGAGCAUCUAGCCCCGGAACUUCCAACACUGGAGCAUCUGAGACAGGAGCUUCUGAGACUGGAACAUCUGAGACAAAAAUUUCGAAGACGGUUUCUACUGCAACUUCUGAUUGUCCCGAAUGUACUGAUAACGGCAAGGGAACUUUGGAAAGCACUACGCAGCAUAGUGAGACUACCACUGCAUUCAAUUCACAAAAGACUACCGAGGGCCAUGCUACCUCAACGUCAACUAUUCAUGGCCAAACCAAGGUCAAGACUGUUGAAACCUCCGAGUCUACUGGCCAUGGAGGCAUUGAGCCUCUGGCCACCAAGAGUCGUCAACCUGAUACCAAAUCUUCGCCCACAACAACAACUGAUGCGGAGAUCGGAGAUUCAACUGCCGCAAACUCAAUGCAGAGCAACACUGCCGCUGUUCAAAAAUCUGCAGGGACCAACGCGCCAGAUCACACGACCAUUACUAACUCUGCGAUAUUCGAUUCUCUGACGUUCCCAGUGUAUUCGCGGACAACUAUCUAUACGACUGGCGAGACAUCGCAAGCUGUGACGGUUCCUGGUGAGCUGGCUUCAGCUACUAAUACUUCUGGUUCGUCAGCUGGAUCGAACUCUGCUACUCCGACUGUGACAUACGCUGGAUUUGCUCCUAAAACAGCCAAAAUCUCUAUUGUGGCCAUAAUUUUAUCGGUAUUUGUGCUGCUUUAG
Molecule: messenger RNA, 4812 nt
Organism: Sungouiella intermedia
Lineage: Eukaryota; Fungi; Ascomycota; Pichiomycetes; Serinales; Metschnikowiaceae
Source: the annotation of a GenBank genome assembly